AUGUCAUUUUUCAGAGUCCAGGUUUGUUUACCUUGUUUUUGAUACCUAUCGUAUAGAAAUGGCGGACCUUUGCACGCCAGUGGUAUCUUUAUGAUGCGUAUAUGCAGUGCCCCAUGUUGUCCGGUGAGAAAAUUGCAGCUUAUCUCAAGGGGACCCAUAAGCGUAUCUACGACCCAAGAGGCGACGUCGGAGACAGUGUUAUAGUUUUUAAUAGCCGAAAUAUUGCUGCAAAAGACAACAGUUCGUACUGGAGACGUUUCCUGUACACCACGCACACACGGUACUUUUCUGUACACAUGUGUAUUUUUGGUUUUCCAGGUUUGGUCCCUUCCGUGUUGAAGACACCAUGGCUGAGUUGCACAAACGCGAUCCGACCGAAGUUAGUCUGUUGUACUACAGGACUUUUUAUUACCUAAUACUUAUAUAACGCCGUUUUGUCGACGUCUGUUGCAUUCUAUACAGAAUGCGCACCUGCGCUAAGCCUCUAAUAGAUAGCGCAUUUCCCGAUCCAGAAUUGCGCAUCUUUUUUAAAAGUCGUAACAAUCUUAAUCAGGAAAUGUCUCUGGAUGUGCCGACAAAACUGCCACCAGGCGCAUUAGGACUGUCCCGGCCUCUGUUUCAAUGGGUGGUUAAACUAAUCAAACCACUGUUUUCAGGUCUUAGGAUAUUAUUUUUGUGCAUUAUUUACUUUUCUGAAACUAUAGUUGGGCUGUUCGUACAUCCUCUUGCUGUGGGGUUUUCUGCUUAGACUUGGAUUCUAAUCUCUGCUGCUGUUAGUUUCCACGGAGUCUCCGAAUAGUCAAUAUAUCGUCUUCUAUUUCCUGGUCCCGAGGCACUGUGUGAAAUCAAGAAUCGCACCGUGCUGUCUGUGUCCGUAUGUGCAUUUUCGCGGUUCAAAUAGCUGCUUAGGUCCACCUGCUACUUCAUGACCCAAUAAGUCCUGCGCUACGCUGAUAACCGCCAGCGUCGUCGUUAACUAAGUGUGGGAAAAGUACUCUACCUCCGCGCGGGCAUUUUAAACCACUUCUAGUCAAGCUGGUGCAGACGCGAGUAAUACUUGCCUUUGGGCAAGUAGCUAUUUUCCCUUUGACUGCAAAAAUCCUGAGGCGAAUGCUCUGCGUGAAUAUACGCAUACUUUGCCGUAAGGUUUUGAGCUAAUUUCAGACGUCAAAUCUUCACGCACUUAAAAAAUGCCCUCUAAGUGUGGCUUCCUCGACUUGCCCAACGAAUAAAUAAUUUUGUUGAUUUGUCCUAUGAUUACUUGCCUGAUAUAGUUUUCACCAAUAAGAACUAGACAAUGCACUUUGCAAACUGCUAUCGACUACAUUUCCGGUAGGCAUUUCUCAUUAGAGAUAAUGAAGGUCCAGACACAAAGCACGAAUUUGCACACGGUGUUUCCAAUGAAAAUUGCAAAUUACAUAUCGUAUUUUAGGUGAUCAGACGGGAAAUUCGUGUCCAUCUGCCCAACCGUGUAGCCAGACCCGACUGGCUCGCGCGCCUCCAUAUUUUCCCCGACGGUAUUGAAGUGAGUCACUGAGCCUUACGAUUUUCCUGCGGUCGUACCCAAAAUUCAUUAUCUUCACGUCGCACGGAGCACCUUUGUCUCUUUUAAGGCUUGCUUUUUCCACCGAAUAUAAUACAAUGAUAAGGUCAGUAGCACAGUCACAUACCACACAAUGCUCGUUUAUUUGCAGCUGGCUGGAAACGCAUAACAAACUGGAGCCCCUAUGGGGUCACCCAUUUCUAGCUUCCUAGCUGAGAUCUCCAGUCGCUUUGUUUGACGACGGUUUGGUGUCACCAGCUUAAAAAUGCAUAGUACAACUCGGCGUUAUUCCAAAAAGCCUCAUCUUUUUCGUGCAUACUCGGGCGGUAGUGAGCAACUUCAUAGGCCUCUGGGCGAUGAACUACGGUCGACCUAGUUGUCGACUAUGUGCGGGGACGUGUGGGAGCACACCUUGUUGUCUCAUUGCUGGCUCAUUCUCGCGCAUCUCAUGUCAGUCAUAUCGCAAUAGCAGCAGGGCACCAAUUCUCAAAAAUCGUCUUUCCGCAUAUUUCCAUUCAGACCGUGCCAGAGGAGCUGUUGAAGAACGUUUCUGGAGUGAUCCGCCAGGUCAUGCCCGUCCCCAAACGUCUGGACUCCUACACAGCGGAAGAAAUAGAGAACUAUCCUAAGCUGUUUGAUUGGUAUGUUCACCAGCGUACUUACAUUUAUUAUAGUCCCUUCUCAUUUUAUUCGGUGCGCCUGCUGUAGAAACGUGGAUCUGUAGCCUGUGUGAAUGCGCUAAUGAACGGCAUAACCUUAAUCAAUACAAGCAAUACUCUGACCUCUAAAUUGACCUUCCAAGCAAGAGCUAACGUCGCGGUAACUAAGGGAACUAUGAUAUUAAAGGAUAAGUUUUGGGCGAUAAUUUAUCCUGAAAUAUAGAAUUGACUUAGUUGGGAAACUUAGAAAUCUGGGCUAAAUGCAAGGAAUUACCUAGAAUGCCGGGACGGUGGCACCAAAUAGUCCGCCUCGGACCUCAACCUCGACUCGUUUCCGAGACUAGACAACAAACUGACGACUCCACGAAAUAUUUGGAAAAUUUCUUAUCGCCAGUUCGCUUGCCUUAUGACAAGCUAUUCCGUGGUGACUGGUUCACCAAAUGAUGAAUUAGGCCUCACACUAUACAAUUUAAAUUCAAAAGCACCAAUAAAUUUGUUGUAGUCCUGUCCUUUUAUCAGAACGCAAGUCCUAAUUGCAUCUACCUUUCGAUUUUCAGGCCAGAUGACUAUGCUGUUAGUCGGUUGAGUCCCCUUACGAAGCCACGUCCACGAGCUGGAAAGACUCCCAAAUAG
This is a messenger RNA of Spirometra erinaceieuropaei, 2835 nucleotides long. NCBI's taxonomy places the organism in Eukaryota, Metazoa, Platyhelminthes, Cestoda, Diphyllobothriidea, Diphyllobothriidae. The record is from the annotation of a GenBank genome assembly.